UAAAAUCAUAAGAAAAAUAAAAGGAUUUAUUUAUGUACUAGUCCGUACGAUUGUUAAGUGAUUCAUUGCAGAAAGAUUUUUCUUAAUCUAUAAAAUGAUAAAGUCUGAAAUAAAUAAUGAGUUCAUCCUUCUGCGACACGCAGUUCGUCAAGCACGAGUUUGCAUAGUUAAUAAGCUUAUCAAGGAAGCUAAACUCUUACGGGAUAGACAUGGAAACGAAGCACAAAAGGAGAAGUGUAGAAAGAAAGCCGACAAGCUGAUUGACGAGGUUUAUACACUAAAGACAAUUAAAGAUGACGAUAUUUCAAAAUUUGGUCUCUGUGAUGAGAGAAAUCUGACUAAAAUUUUACAAGAUCAGUCAUCAAAUAGCAGCGUUCGCAUAAUGGCAAGGGUGGCGAAUUAUAAAACUCUAAAUAAAAGACUAACACAGUUUAAGGAGAGAUUCCCAGACUAUAAACAUUCGACAGAGAAGAAGACGACAAAAUUAAAAGACAAGGCUGCUGUGAGAACUAAGAAAGCUAAAGAGAAUAAUUCUCAGAAAAAGAGUUCAAAGAAACAAAAAGUUGUUGAAAACAGCAUUGAACAACUGCAAUAUAACUCCGAAGAUGAGGAAACGUGUAAGAAGGAAUUAUCUGAAGUAAGGAAUAACUCGCAAAAGCGCAAAAAUACAGACGAAGAUUGUAUAUCCUCGAAAAAAUUGCUAAAACUUGAGAAAGAUGGUACAUCAGAAACUACAUCAGUCACAGAUAAACGAUCAAAUGUAAUUAAAUCAUUAAGCGUUACGAAAGAAGCCAUGGUGAAGAGGUUUACUGAGCUGUUGGAGGAGCAAGAAAUUAAUCAAGACGCACAAAUGUCUGCCGAAAGUCAAGAUUCUGCAGAUACCGCGAUCGAACAAGUAAAAACGGUUGAUGACUUCUUCAUGACAGUGGAUGGUGAAAACUAUCAAGGGAGCAGCGCCUCAACAUCGUACACAAAAUGUCACAGACAUAGUACGCAAGCCAAACCUUUCCAAUUGAAUGAUCAAGUUAAAAAGCAAAAUGCAAGUCGCAAAAAUAACGCAAAUUUAAAUAAAAGAUCUUUGGACAAACAAUCCUUUUCUAUAAAAUCCAAGAAAAUUACUCCCAAUAAAAUUAAUAACACGAUUAAUAAUAGAGCAAAUAAAAGUAACACAAAUAAAAAUACGAUUGUUAAUAAAAAGGAUGACAGUACCGAUUUACAUCCUUCCUGGAUGGCUAAGAGAAAAGAGCAGGAAAUCAUGAGUGCAGGAUUUCAAGGCAAAAAGAUUGUAUUUACGGAUGAUUAGGCGAAAUAGUUUACUGUAUGGGACAGAGUUUACUUAAUCAAGAAUUUUU
Cyphomyrmex costatus is the source of this 1352-nucleotide messenger RNA. Its product is annotated as serum response factor-binding protein 1. Gene Ontology annotation, biological process: maturation of SSU-rRNA. The record is from RefSeq and is a predicted model, not a curated record. Gene Ontology annotation, cellular component: 90S preribosome; nucleus. Bases 95 to 1303 code for a protein of 402 amino acids. NCBI's taxonomy places the organism in Eukaryota, Metazoa, Arthropoda, Insecta, Hymenoptera, Formicidae. The transcript has 2 exons.